Schistocerca gregaria is the source of this 787-nucleotide messenger RNA. RefSeq lists its product as uncharacterized. Bases 97 to 468 code for a protein of 123 amino acids. The transcript is spliced from 5 exons. NCBI's taxonomy places the organism in Eukaryota, Metazoa, Arthropoda, Insecta, Orthoptera, Acrididae. The record is from RefSeq and is a predicted model, not a curated record.
UUGGUGUAAGUGAGACACCACUUGCACCAUAGUUGCUAAGAGAUUUUUGGAUCUUGAUUCUGGUACCGAGCGCCGCGUGUUUCGAAUCCGCGCCAGAUGCCAUGGACCUCAAUUACCACAAGAGGUCUCUCCAGCUGUCACGCCGUUAGCCGUGAGUGCGCUCGCACUCCUUGCCUUCGUACAUGUGAGGGCGCCACGGUGGAGCGCUUGGUCCUAGCGGCCAAUAGCAAUAUACUCUAUCAGAAGCGAGAUUACAUUGCAUGGUUGCAAUGUUUAUUAUACCAUAGAAUGGGAUUUUGGUGUAAGGGAACCACCACAUCCAGCAUACUGAACAUGGGAGAUACUGGGAAAGUCUUCUUUUUUGCAGGGAGCUUCCAUUGUACAGGUGCAAUGUUUAUUUUCCGCUCUGCUGUGAAUCUGGUAGAAGGGAACCACCACAACCAGCAUAAUGAGUGUGGGAGACACUAGCUAGCCUUCUUUCUUUUGGGCAGGCAGCUGCAUCUGACUCAGCCAGAGACAGUGCCUGAAACCGGUUUGUCAGACGCAUCGGGGAGGCCUUCUGAUCAGCCUCCGGGGACGUCUUUCGCUGCCUGCCACACCUUGGAACGACCUCCCAAUCAACCACAACUAAUAGUAUAACAAUAGGUACAGUAACAGUAAAUCAACCAAUAAAGGGGAAGAGGAAAAGGAAUCCAAUGACGAAGGCAAAUAACAUAUUUUAAAGUACGGAAGCAAUUAAGAAACAACAAAAUUAGGCCUACAGUUAACGGCAAGACCAUGCGAAAAA